This is a messenger RNA of Phycomyces blakesleeanus NRRL 1555(-), 1030 nucleotides long. RefSeq lists its product as hypothetical. The coding region runs from base 1 to 870 and encodes 289 amino acids. Gene Ontology annotation, molecular function: ATP binding; ATP hydrolysis activity. The record is from RefSeq and is a predicted model, not a curated record. Lineage: Eukaryota; Fungi; Mucoromycota; Mucoromycetes; Mucorales; Phycomycetaceae. The transcript is spliced from 4 exons.
AUGUCUUCUAACCAAGAGUCCGUGGCUGUCAACAAACUCAAUUAUGGCUAUGGAGGUCCUCUUAUCCUCAAAGACCUUUCCCUUCAUUUAACAGCCGGAAGUAGGUGCAUUCUUGUCGGUGCUAAUGGAACCGGAAAGACGACAUUACUACGCAUCCUGGCUGGAAAGCGAAUGGUCGAAGGCGAUGUCAGAGUAUUAGGAAAGAGUGCAUUCAUUGAUGGUCCUGCUAACGUCACUUAUCUUGGUACUGAGUGGGCCAACAAUCCUGUAGUUCGCGCCGAUCUUACUGUCGAGUAUCUGUUGAAGAGUAUGGGAAGCAACCGCUGGCCUGAAAGAACCAAGACUCUUUUGGAUGUUCUUGAGGUAGAUACUACCUGGCGCCUUCACCAAGUCUCAGAUGGUCAGCGUAGACGCGUGCAAUUGGUAAUGGGAUUGUUGCAUCCCUGGAAACUGCUGUUGCUCGAUGAAGUGACCGUUGAUCUGGAUGUGUGGAUUCGUGCAGAGUUUCUAUCUUUUUUGAAGAGGGAGACUGAAGAAAGAGGUGCCACCAUUAUCUAUGCCACUCACAUCUUUGAUGGACUUGGUGAGUGGCCUACUCAUCUGGCUCACGUAAAUGAAGGAACUAUUCUGUCUUUGAAUCAAAUGAAUGACUUUAAAGAAUUGGAGGAGAUCAAGGCAUAUUACAGAGAGCACCAAUUGUUGGACUCCCCUCUUAUGGGACUUUGCUAUAGAUGGUUGCGUCAAGACAAGAUGGUCAGAAAAUCAGAACUGCCUAUUGACCCUGCUACUGGGUUACCUCACACACGAUGGGAUGAUCUUAGCGAGGAGAUGAAGAAGUAUGGAGACAAGUACUACAAUUACUGGAAAUAAUCCAUGUAGAUAGAAAAGUUCAUUUGGUGCAUUAAGAUUCGAGAGUAAAACUUUUGUAUAAUUUUUUUAUUUUUAUUAAAUUAGCACACGUAUAAAUUUUUGUAAUCUUUUGUGCUUGUGCCUUUGUUUCUUUUUAAUAAGAAGGGUUAAUGAAGAACCU